AUGGCGGCGAAUACAGUCGAGAUAACGGUUUUGCUGCUGUUUUCGUUAAUAAAUGCUUCUUUGGGAGUAGUGUCAGUUGAUUUGAAUGGCGUUUGGCAAAUAUCAAAUGAAAACCGAGGACAUCAAAUCAAUGGAACUGUGCCAGGAACUGUUCAUUUGGCUUUAUACCAGAAUAAAAUGAUCCAGGAUCCCUACUAUAGAAACAAUGAUGCUAAAUACAGGUGGAUAGGACUAGAUGAUUGGACGUACACCAGAAAAUUUCAAGUCAGUACUAGUGUAUUUAACAGUAAAAGGGUUAUAUUAGUAGCUGAUGGAUUAGAUACAUUUUCUACUGUGUAUAUCAAUGGACAGUCAGUGGGUGUAUCAGAUAAUAUGUAUAUGAGAUACGAGUACGACAUUAAGAAUGUUAUCAAGAAUGGAACCAACACAAUAGAGGUAAAAUUCCGAUCAGCUGUGAAGGAGGCUGAGAAACUGGCCAAGGCUUCGUCUUAUAAUAUACCUCCAGAUUGUAAAGACCCAGCCCAACAUGGUGAAUGUCACGUACAGUUUAUUAGAAAAGCUCAGUGCUCCUUCAGUUGGGAUUGGGGUCCAUCUUUCCCAGUUCAGGGAAUUUGGUUAGUCUCCUCUUUAGAUGUUGAAUUGUCAUAUAAAAACAAUAAACUUCAUAUGUCCUAUUGUUAUUAUCUAGAUAGUAAUAAUACAUGGAGUGUGGAUGUGGAAGUGUAUUUUGAUGUUAUAAAGGGUAGUGUUACUGGUUCUCUAGAGACAGUAUUAGAUACAACUCCACCAAUACGACUAGUGACUGAUAUUAAACUUACUAACGUUGAAAAUGGUGCCAAAUAUACCAUCAAUGUACCGAAGGAUACCCCAGUAGAUUUAUGGUGGCCCAACGGUUACGGCAAACAGUCUCUAUACAAACUAUCAGUAAACUUCACUGGAAAUACAGGACUAAAAGAAUCAUCAACCAGGACUAUUAAAAUAGGAUUCAGAACUGUUGAAAUAGUACAAGAUCCUGUUUCAUUAGCCAACAAAACAUAUGGUCUAUCAUUUUUCUACAAAGUAAACGAUGUACCAGUAUUUUUCAAGGGAACUAACUGGAUUCCGUCAGACAGUUUCCUAGAAAGAGUUACUGAUAAUAAAAUCUAUGCAUUACUCAAAUCCGCUGCAGAAGUUCAUAUUAAUUCGAUGAGGGUAUGGGGAGGAGGGGUUUAUGAAACAGAUUAUUUCUACCAGUUAGCAGAUGAGUUAGGUAUUAUGAUUUGGUCUGAUUUUAUGUUUAGUGUGGCUCUAUAUCCAACUAAUACAGCUUUCUUACUAUCUGUUACCAUAGAAACCAGACAACAAAUACGAAGAUUAAAAUAUCACCCGUGUAUCGCUGUCUGGGCUGGAAAUAACGAGAAUGAACUAGGAUUAAGACAAGGAUGGUAUGGUGUAAAAGCAGUAGAUCCCUAUAAAAGUGAUUAUAUCAAGUUAUAUAUAACAACUAUCGGUAACGUGGUAAAACAGGAAGAUAAGACCAGACAGUAUCUAUCUUCCAGUCCUUCAGAUGGUGUGUAUACUAAACAACAGGGCGGUAUAGCUCAAAAUCCUGCCUCUGAAUUCUAUGGUGAUGUUCACUAUUAUAACUAUAUUAAUGAUCUCUGGAACUGGGAAACUUAUCAGAUACCAAGAUUCGCCUCCGAGUAUGGAGCUCAGUCCUGGUGUAAUUAUGAAACUGUAGAGAAAGUAUUUGAAGCUGAUGAUUUAGAUUAUUGGUCUGAUAUGGCAGAAUGGAGACAACAUCAUGGACUAGGUAAUAUUGAGAUGAUUGUUCAAGCUAUGUUACAUUUUAAACUUCCUAAUUCUUCCAACAGACAACAGCGAUUUGAUGAUUUGAUUUAUAUAACACAGAUACAUCAAGCCAUGGCUAUGAAAGUUGAAACAGAACAUUAUAGAAGAUUAACUAAUGAAUUAUUUGAUGAUGGCAGGGGAUUAACUAUGGGGGCGUUAUACUGGCAACUCAAUGAUAUCUGGCAAGCUCCAACUUGGGCUUCCAUAGAUUAUGAUUUAAAAUGGAAAAUGAUCCAUUACUAUGCUCGACAUUUCUUCACCCCCAAUUUGAUUUCCCCGUUUGUGAACGGAAGUAAUUUAAAUAUCUAUAUGGUGAACGAUGAGAUACCCAACGAUGUUCAUCGAACACAAAAUGACCUACAGGGUCUUGAAUUUAGAGCUGUCAAUGAUUUGAAACAAUUGCAGAAAACUUCAGGUUUGAUAUUUGAAAAGGACCUGGAAUCGGUAUUAAAUGAAGGGAAAUGUACAGAUAAAAAGAAAUGUUUUCUCUAUUUUUAUUUGAAUUCUAAAUCUCAUCCAGUCAGUGUAAACUGGCUGCCAUUGUCUUAUUUUACUGGUAACGAUCUCACAGCUUCACUUGGACUUCAUAAAGCUCAAAUAAUGAUAACGGAUGUGACUGCAAUUUCUGCGACAGAAUUCAACAUAAUUCUGGCCACCAAUACUGUGGCACCCUUCGUUUGGAUAAAUGCACAAGGAAUUUCUGGACGGUUUUCAGAUAAUGGUUUCCUAAUGAAAGAUCCAUUGAUGCAGUUGAAAUUUACAGCAUGGCAACCUGUUAAACCGGACGACUUCAGAGAUUCUCUGACUGUCAAAUCUUUGAUGGAUAUUUAUCAUUAG
Lottia gigantea (owl limpet) is the source of this 2667-nucleotide messenger RNA. RefSeq lists its product as hypothetical. The record is from RefSeq and is a predicted model, not a curated record. The transcript is spliced from 16 exons. Gene Ontology annotation, molecular function: beta-mannosidase activity. Bases 1 to 2667 code for a protein of 888 amino acids. NCBI's taxonomy places the organism in Eukaryota, Metazoa, Mollusca, Gastropoda, Lottiidae. Gene Ontology annotation, biological process: glycoprotein catabolic process; carbohydrate metabolic process.